Molecule: messenger RNA, 2930 nt
Organism: Pogoniulus pusillus (Red-fronted tinkerbird)
Lineage: Eukaryota; Metazoa; Chordata; Aves; Piciformes; Lybiidae
Gene: FGFRL1
Product: fibroblast growth factor receptor like 1
Exons: 6
Coding region: 46-1509 (487 amino acids)
Cellular component (GO): plasma membrane
Molecular function (GO): fibroblast growth factor binding; fibroblast growth factor receptor activity
Source: RefSeq, a predicted model, not a curated record
GAGAGGACAGAAGCCGGUGGGCUGCGGAGGGCUCCGGCUGCCGCGAUGGAACUGCAGCUGGCGCUCCUGUUCGCAGGGGUAAUUGCCUUUUCCCACUCGGCCAGAGGCCCCCCAAGGAUUGCUGAUAAAGUGAUUCAUCGUCAGUCAGUGAGGCUAGGGAGGACCAUCAAGCUCCUGUGCCCAGUUGAGGGUGACCCCCCACCUCUCACCAUGUGGAUGAAGGAUGGACGCACCAUCCAUAGCGGCUGGACCAGGUUCCGGAUCCUUCAGCAAGGGUUGAAAAUCAAGGAGGUGGAAAGUGAAGAUGCAGGAACCUACAUUUGCAAAGCCACCAAUGGCUUUGGUAGCACCAACGUGAACUACACCCUCAUUGUGAUUGAUGAUGCCAGCUCAGGAAAGGAAAGCCAGGCACCUGAAGGCUCCAAUGGAGAAUAUGAAGAUCAUUCUGGGAAGCAGUGGGCCCGGCCCAGGUUCACGCAGCCUGCCAAGAUGAGGCGCAGAGUGAUCGCCCAUCCUGUGGGCAGCUCCAUCCGCCUGAAGUGCGUGGCCAGUGGGAACCCACGGCCUGACAUCACAUGGCUGAAGGACAACAAGCCCCUCACACCCCAAGAGAUUGGGGAGAACAAGAAGAAGAAGUGGACGCUGAACCUGAAGAACCUGAAGCCAGAGGACAGUGGGAAAUACACCUGCCGAGUGUUUAACAGAGUUGGAGAAAUCAACGCGACCUACAAGGUUGAAGUCAUCCAGAGGACGAGGUCGAAGCCCAUCCUGACAGGGACGCAUCCUGUCAACACCACGGUGGACUACGGUGGGACCACCUCCUUCCAGUGCAAAGUACGGAGUGACGUCAAGCCUGUCAUCCAGUGGCUGAAGAGGGUGGAGUAUGGCACUGAGAGCAAGUACAACUCCACCAUCGAUGUUGGGGGACAGAAGUUUGUUGUGCUGCCCACAGGGGAGGUCUGGUCCCGCCCUGAUGGCUCCUACCUGAACAAACUGAUGAUUACUCGAGCCAAGGAGGAGGAUGCAGGGAUGUACAUCUGCCUGGGGGCCAACACUAUGGGCUACAGCUUCCGCAGCGCCUUUCUGACGGUCCUGCCAGACCCCAAGCCUCCAAGUGCACCUGUGCCCCCUUCCUCUGCCAGCAGCCUGCCCUGGCCAGUGAUCAUUGGUAUCCCUGCCGGAGCUGUCUUCAUCUUUGGGACAAUACUCUUGUGGCUUUGCCAGAGCAAGAAGAAGCCCUGCUCCCCCCCAGCUGCUGCCCCUGUGCACCGGCAGCAGCCCCGGGACAGGAUCUGUGUCUCCCAGGUCCCCGACAAAGACUGCAUCUCCUCCAUAAACUAUGAGGAAUACGUUGCCCAGCAGCAGCAUUUGCUGGCCCAAGGGCCUGCUCUGGCCCCAGCCAUGGCAUCCAAGAUGUACCCAAAGAUCUACACAGACAUCCACACCCACACCCACUCGCACGUGGAGGGCAAGGUUCACCAGCACCAGCACAUCCAGUACCAGUGCUAAGAGGCGGCUGUGCACAGUAGCUCCCUUGGGCUUUUCCUUGUGGUACCUCAGAAGAGACUGCUCCAGGUCAGCUCACGCUGUCAGCAGCAGGCAAAGCAGGCAGGAAAGAUGAUAUAUAAUUUUAAAUCUCUAUAUACAUAUCUAUAAAAUUGUAUAUGCGUGUGUAUGUGUGUAUAUAUAUGUGUAUAUAUCUAUAUCUAUCUAAAUAUAUAUAUAUAUAUAUAUAAUAGAGAAAGACAGAGAGAGAAGAGAUUUUUUGUUGUUGUUUUAAAAUAAUUAUUGCAAUCAGGACAUAGUUGAGGAAUAAUGAAGGAAUUCCCAACCCCAGCAGAGAGUCAACCAUCUUCAACAGCAGAGCCUUCCCAGAUUCUUUAAUCAAGGUGGCAACAAGUGAGAUGGGACACAGUGAUGUGAAGCACCACCUCCUUCCUCGUGUAACUGAAAGGAGUGAGAAGAGCAAGGAGAUGACUGUGGUGCUUUUCUAGAUGGGCACUGCUGUUCCUGAGCCUGCUGCCCAGCACUUAACUGCAGUGGGGAGCCCCUAGACCUGUCCUGCUCCAAAUGACUCGAUCUCUAAAGUACCUGAGAUUUAAUGCCAAAGCACCAGGAAACAUAAACAGUUCACAAGCAAAACAACACUAAGGAGUCUGGAAAUUUUGAUUAUUUGAUUUCACAGCAUGAAAUGCCUAAUGCUUCUCAGUCAUGGUCAUUGAUCUCAAGUGCUCACCAAGCUGGCUGGUUGGAUUUCUGCAAGUUGAAGGUGUGAUGUUUCCCAUGGAGAGUUGUGCAGGUCAGACCACGAAUGCUCUGCUCCCCUAGUCCUAGGACUCGGUGCCACUGCCACGUAAAAGGAAAGAACAACAUUGUACAGAACGCCUUUAUAUUUAUAUUUAAGAAAUAAUAAUAAAAAUAAUAAUAAUAAUAAUAAUAAUUGAACUGCUGAUGGUGAAGAAAGCAACACACGCUGUCCUCUGAUGGCUCGCAGUGACAAGCUACUGGAUUUUCUACAUCAAUGCAAAAUAUGUGAGAAAAAUAGGACAAAAAUUAGUAAGAAACAAAGAGAAUGAAAUAAUCUUGUUGGGAAAAAAAUGCUUCUGAGAAAUAUUCACCUAGAUUGUGUGUGGUUGUCCCCUCCCUUCAGAUAAGUGUUGGAAAUGAUACAACUUUGUUGCAGUUCAAAUGAUGUUGCAAAGAGAAAGAAGAGAAAAUAAAUAAGGACCAUAUUAAAUGGACUGGAAGUGAGUCCAAUUGCAAAUGUAAAACCUCUGUAAUUCUAUAUAGAGUUUAAACAGAAGUUCUGUAUAUUUAAUUUAUUUUGUUAAACAAAAAAAUGUAUGAUAUUUUCCUCAAAACAGGCAUUUCUAUAUGUAUUUUUGAUCAAAGAAAAUAAAGAUUUGGGGUUGGUUUUUUUUCCAGGUUCU